Staurois parvus is the source of this 229-nucleotide messenger RNA. The record is from the annotation of a GenBank genome assembly. NCBI's taxonomy places the organism in Eukaryota, Metazoa, Chordata, Amphibia, Anura, Ranidae.
AUGGGGCACUAUUCCACCCCCACUGACACCAAUCAUGGAGCACUAUUCCACCCCCCACUGACACCAACGAUGGGGCACUUUUCCUCCCCCCCACUGACACCAACGAUGGGGCACUAUUCCUCCACCCCCCCACUGACACCAAUGAUGGGAUACUAUUCCUCCCACUGACACCAAUGUUGGGACACUAUUCCUCCCACUGACACCAAUGAUGGGACACUAUUCCUCCCAC